AACCGCUAACUGCCGCGCAGUUUAAACCUGAAUCCUGGUCUCGGCGGAUUGUCGCGCUUCCCUGGCAAGUGAGGGCACCCCCAGCUGAAGGGGUCGCCGGUCGGCGCGGACGAGGCCGGCCUGCGCGGCCAGCGAGGCCUGCGGAGCCCGAACCCUUCUCGGCAGCCACUCCCGGAGCCUCAGUCCUCGCCGCCGCGCGUGGGCUUGCAGGGCCGGGACGCGGAGCCCGGGCGCGGAGGGCGCGGAACCGGCUUCGGAUCGGGGCGGUAACCUCUGUUCUGACUUUGAGCUCCCAGCUGGGCGAGGGGUCGCCACUAGCUUUCAGAAAUGGAGUACCCAGGGAUAGAAGUUGACUCUGUUACCUCUGGAAUUAAGAGACGAGUGAAGGGCAGAAUUGCAAAGACAAAUUUGAAUGUUUCUCUUGCUUCAAAGAUCAAAGCAAAAAUAUUAAACAAUUCUUCUAUUUUCAAGAUCUCUCUAAAGCACAACAACAGAGCAUUAGCUCGGGCCCUUAGUAAAGAGAAAGAGAAUUCUCGAAGAAUUACUACCGAAAAGAUGCAAUUACAGAAAGAAGUAGAGAAACUGAAUUUUGAGAAUACCUUUCUUCGCUUAAAGUUAAAUAACUUGAAUAAGAAGCUCAUAGAGAUAGAAUCGCAUGUGAGCAAUGAUUUGUUAACUGCAGUUGAAAUGAGCAGUCUUUCUGAGUUCCAUCAAGGUUCUUUUCUCCUGUCAGCUAACAAGAAACAAAGAAUCAGUAAACAGUGCAAGCCUGCACAUCUUCCAUAUGCAAGAGUUCUGUUAACUUCAGAAGAUGAUGAUGGUGGUGGUGGUGGUGCUGAUGAUAGAUGGAAUAUAAAGUGUAACAACAGAACUAUAUCAAAGACAUUACCUGAUAGUACCUCUUCGGUAUCAAGACAACCUUUAUCCUUACAUCAGGGUAAUUUGAAAGCAUUCCCUCCUAAAGAAGAUAAUCAGAAAACACGUGGUUCAGGUCAUUCAGACCAUACUUCAAGUGCUGACGUACCUCCUAAUGAGAGCCAUUGCCACUCAGAUCAAAGUCCUAAGAGUUCUCCGAGUGAGAUGAAAACUGCUUCAUCUCCCAGCCUCAGAAGGGAAAAAUUAUCCCGUGAUAAUGUGACUAUGAGGAAGAAGUGUGUAUCCUCAACUCCAGACAUUCUGUUUGUGAAAGAUUUAGAUCACCAACCAACUUCAAGUCCAGGAUCAAAUUGCAAUAAUGAGAUAAAUGGUCAUACUAAUGAAACCAGUAACAGUACGCAAAGAAAUACCGAGUGUUUUCUUGACUUACCUUCUGAGUCUUCUUCCAGUGACCCUGAUGCAAAGCGCGUGGAGCAAGUGCAGAACACUGAUGACUUUCACUUCCAGAAAACCGUGUAUGAAGCCACUGACAUGGAGUUAACUGCUACUAACGUAGGCAAGAUUGUAACAGUUUCAAAAAGCAAGAAAAAUCAAAACAAGAAAAAGGCAGAUUGUACAAAGGAGACUUUCAGAAAAGUGAAAGGUGCAAGCUCUGAUAAAAAGAGAGAAAACUCAAAGAGAAAAUAUAAAGAUGGCUCAAAACCAGGUGCUGAGGAAGAGGCUGAUGAAGCCAGACCAGAAAGAGGCUCUGGUGUCCUGGAUGGCAGAGGGGAUUCAGAAGAUCCAGACUGCAUUGCCAGUACUGAGCAGCCAUCUCAGGUGAACAUGCAGAAGAAACCAACCCCCCAGAACAGCUCAGAUCAGGAGAACAUUCAAAAUAGAAAGAGGAGGCAAACAUAUACGACAGACGAGCAAGAGGAAACAUGCCCUUUCUCCGGACAUUCCGUCAAAUCUCUUCAAGAUGGUAAAUUUGAUCUGUAUCAGAACACCCUACAUCAUAAUUUAAGUAAGCCUUCUCGAAAGACAUUUGUGAUUCAUAAAUCAGAAAAAGAUAACUUAUUUCCAAAUCAAGAAAAUAAAGACACCAUUUCUGAAAACCUAGAAGUUACAAAUGAAUUUCAUAUAGCUAAUCUUUCCAUCAAAGCUAAUGAAAAUGUAUGUGAUCAUAAGACUCAGACAAUGUUGGACUUGAAAAAGUCUGUCAAUGCUCAACAAAAUGAAACAAAAAUAAAUAAGACUAAGCAGAAAAUAAAUCGAAGGACAAAAGUAAUUUCUAUCAUGAACCAAAUAUCUGAAGACAAUGAUAAAGAUAUUCACGUCCUAGGAAAAGGCGGCUUUCCCUUUCAUACCCAAGCAAGUAAAGAAAUCACCAGUGGAAACCUAGAAGCUUCAAAAGAAUUUGAAACACCUCUUCUCUUCAAAAGAGACAAUGGAAGCUUACGUGACUAUAAGACCCAGAAUGUUCUGGAUCUGCACAAGCAAAUUACUGGUACUUACCCUGCUCAGAAUGAGUCCAAAAUUAGCCAGAACCCUAGGCAGAAAGUAAAUCGCAAGACAGAAGUAAUUUCUGGAGUGAAUUGUUUUAGUAAUGACCAAGGUGUUCACUGUUCAGAAAAGGAUAAGUCUUUGUUGCUACAAAAGGAUAAAGACGUCCCAGGAACUUUAAAAGACUUAAGUGAGUUUGAUACGCCUGCUUUUUGUAACAAAGAUAGUGCAAAGUCAUGUGAUUAUAAGUCUGAAAUGCUCUUGGGGUUGAAAAAACACAACCCUAAUAUGCAACCUGCAUGUCAAGAUGAUUCAAAAGUAGAUAAGAAACUUAGACAAAAGGUAAAUCGAAAAACAGAAAUAAUUUCUAAAAUCACCCAAAUACAUGAAAAUGAUAGUGAAAGUGCACAUGACUCAUUAAAUAAGAAACUCUGUCAGAAGGUUAAUAUAUCAAAAAUCAUUUCUCAAAUGAGCCAAAUAUAUGAGACUAUUAAUGAAAAUGGAAAUGGCUUUAAAAGCUCUACCAAAGAUUGCCAAGAUAUUAAAAGUUGUGACUUUGGGGAAAUCAACAGUAAUGAAAAGGAAAAUUGUGAUUUAAUUCAAGAUCCUUGCAUACUGGUUAAGAAAACAAAGAAAAAGGUGUUAUUUAAAGCAGGGAACAGUUUGACAGGAAAUAAAAACAGGUGUAGUUUGCAGUUAACAGAUUCUUCCCAGGUGUCUGUCACUGUAGACUCUGGCUUAAAACACUGUCCAAAUGAAGCAGCUUCUAGUCCUGGAGAGAGGACUAACCUGCCAAAGAUGCAGAAACAAAGCACUGCGAGGUCACCGGGAGAUGCCUUCUCUGUGAGCGUGGGAAAAGAGGGAAGCCACCCAGCCAAAGCAGUUCGUAAAAUGACAUCCAAACCGAAGAGAAAGACCCCUCUACGUUGUGCUUCUGAAACCCAUGGAACAGUGGAGAUGACACCCAACACUGACCUCACUGAGGCUGUUGACACCCAGACUGAGAAGGAGAACUAUUUGGAGAAUGAGAAAAUUGCCGAGAGUAAGCCGGAUUUUUGUACAAAGGUUUUGAAACCUUUAUCUGAGACAUGUUCAUCUAACAUAAAGAAUUCUUCCUUGGACAGUAUGUGUAAAAGUUCUCUACCUUUGAGUAUUUCUUCUAAAAAAAACCUGAUGCUGGAAGAAAGUUCUUCCCUGGAGAGUACAUGCAUCUUUCAAGUAGGUGGUGAUGCUCAUGAGAAGAUAAAGGAAAGCACUCAUAAUCCCCACCACAGAACACAAAAGUGGAGACCAGGUAGCAGAACGUCCCGGGUCUUGGUGGAUACCAGUUCUGUUUCAGAUACCAACCCUGCUAACCCCAAGAAUGAGUCAGAAGGGCAGUCGUCACACCCAAUGAGAAGAAAAAGACAGUGCACCCCUCUCAACCUGACAGAGCCAAACCUUAGAAGCAAGAUGAGGAGAUAAAGUCGAAGUGAAGUGGACACGGAUCCUGGUUUUCCCGACUUCUCAAAGCAUGAGUCAGAACAGAAGCACAAGAAGGACAUGAAACAAAGACAUAUUCGGUUGUUUGAGUUUUGUACUGAAGUGUUUGUUUUUGUUUUGUUUUUUGUUUUUUUGGCCUUUCUUAGAUUAUUGCUAGCUCUAUGUGCAUAAAAUAGCUAUAUCUUAGAUAAUAAACUUUUU
Mus pahari (shrew mouse) is the source of this 4044-nucleotide messenger RNA. RefSeq names its product shugoshin 2 (gene Sgo2). The coding region runs from base 328 to 3825 and encodes 1165 amino acids. Lineage: Eukaryota; Metazoa; Chordata; Mammalia; Rodentia; Muridae. Gene Ontology annotation, cellular component: chromosome, centromeric region. The transcript is spliced from 9 exons. The record is from RefSeq and is a predicted model, not a curated record.